UGACCCGCGGACGCAAGCCCUUCAGCCUCGCUGCCAUCGGCAUGUAUUUCAUCGGCCUCUUUGCCUUCCUCCAAGUUGGCGCCGGGAUCGCCCAGGUCAUCGUCUCACACCAAGUCCGGUUCUACGCGAACCUUGACUCGACCAAGGCCAUCACGACGUUGCAAGGCGCCGCCUCGCUCGCCUGCGAUCUGCUGAUCACGGUCUAUCUCUGCAUUUUCUUGAAGCACCAGAAGACCGGGGUAUCGAAGACCAACUACAUGAUCGACCGCCUGUUCUACGACGCGAUCAACCGUGGGACGCUCACUUCGCUCGCCUCGGCCGCGACUAUCAUUCUUGUGCGGGCUUGUUGGUUCAAACCGCCGCCGCCGCCGCCGCUCAUUUCUUGCACCAGUUCCUGGCCGUCCCCGACACGUUCUGGUUCUUCCUCGGGCUGGCCCCGAGCAGCAAAUUGUACAUGAACAGCAUGCUCGCUACGUACGUACCGCCCGCCUCCCCCGGCGCCCGCGAGCUCACGACUCGGACGCGUCUGAUCCAGCCUCAACACCCGCAGCCGCCUGCGCGACCAGAUGACCUCGCAAGACAAGGGGUGGAACUCGAUCAGCAUGGACACGGUCGGCUCGAGCGCCCGCAAGCGGCUGCAAGUGCAGGUCACCGUGGAUCAUGACUCUGAUGCGGUGCGUAAUAAAUAUCGUUGUGUCUUCUGGCACUUGCUUGGUGCGUUCGGGGCUGGCUUGCUGACGCCGUAUUCCUUAGCAGUUCCACAAGAAGAGCCAGGAUCUUGGGAACUUCAACCCGAGCGAAGUGACCGCGGUUUGAAUCUUCAAGAUAGCCCGUAAUUGCAUUGCCCCCCGUGCCAAAAAAAAAACAAGUUCUCGUAUAUACCAUAUACUGUCUCUCCUUUGAUUGUUGCACCGAAACUGUCGCUAGUUCGAAUAUCUUGAAUUUCUUACUGUUGAACGUCGAUUUUGUGCUUGGACUGCUGUGUGGCUGAUGUAUGUAUAACACAAACUCGUAGCGAUUAUCUGAGAGCCCAGAAUCUGAUCAGAUUCAGACACAACGAUGGCCGAUAAAGAACAUCGCAGUAGGAAGAAUCUGUCAGUCUGUCUCCUCUAGCCUUCGG
Mycena citricolor is the source of this 1120-nucleotide messenger RNA. The record is from the annotation of a GenBank genome assembly. NCBI's taxonomy places the organism in Eukaryota, Fungi, Basidiomycota, Agaricomycetes, Agaricales, Mycenaceae.